Molecule: messenger RNA, 3576 nt
Organism: Procambarus clarkii (red swamp crayfish)
Lineage: Eukaryota; Metazoa; Arthropoda; Malacostraca; Decapoda; Cambaridae
Source: RefSeq, a predicted model, not a curated record
AUGGUUGUCACUGUCGUCACAGAAAACGGUCCCGGGGUUGUCUCUGUCGUCACAGAAAACGGUCCCAUGGUUGUCACUGUCGUCACAGAAAACGGUCCCAUGGUUGUCACUGUCGUCACAGAAAACGGUCCCGUGGUUGUCUCUGUCAUCACAGAAAACGGUCCCAUGGUUGUCACUGUCGUCACAGAAAACGGUCCCAUGGUUGUCACUGUCGUCACAGAAAACGGUCCCGAGGUUGUCUCUGUCAUCACAGAAAACGGUCCCAUGGUUGUCACUGUCGUCACAGAAAACGGUCCCAUGGUUGUCACUGUCGUCACAGAAAACGGUCCCAUGGUUGUCACUGUCGUCACAGAAAACGGUCCCGAGGUUGUCUCUGUCAUCACAGAAAACGGUCCCAUGGUUGUCACUGUCGUCACAGAAAACGGUCCCAUGGUUGUCACUGUCGUCACAGAAAACGGUCCCAUGGUUGUCACUGUCGUCACAGAAAACGGUCCCGUGGUUGUCUCUGUCAUCACAGAAAACGGUCCCAUGGUUGUCACUGUCGUCACAGAAAACGGUCCCAUGGUUGUCACUGUCGUCACAGAAAACGGUCCCAUGGUUGUCUAUGUCACAGAAAACGGUCCCAUGGUUGUCUAUGUUGUCACAGAAAACGGUCCCGUGGUUGUCUCUGUCAUCACAGAAAACGGUCCCAUGGUUGUCACUGUCGUCACAGAAAACGGUCCCAUGGUUGUCACUGUCGUCACAGAAAACGGUCCCGUGGUUGUCUCUGUCAUCACAGAAAACGAAAACGGUCCCAUGGUUGUCACUGUCGUCACAGAAAACGGUCCCGAGGUUGUCUCUGUCAUCACAGAAAACGGUCCCAUGGUUGUCACUGUCGUCACAGAAAACGGUCCCGUGGUUGUCACUGUCGUCACAGAAAACGGUCCCGUGGUUGUCUCUGUCAUCACAGAAAACGGUCCCAUGGUUGUCACUGUCGUCACAGAAAACGGUCCCGUGGUUGUCUCUGUCAUCACAGAAAACGGUCCCAUGGUUGUCACUGUCGUCACAGAAAACGGUCCCGUGGUUGUAACUGUCAUCACAGAAAACGGUCCCAUGGUUGUCACUGUCGUCACAGAAAACGGUCCCAUGGUUGUCACUGUCGUCACAGAAAACGGUCCCGUGGUUGUCUCCAUCAUCACAGAAAACGGUCCCAUGGUUGUCACUGUCGUCACAGAAAACGGUCCCGUGGUUGUCUCUGUCGUCACAGAAAACGGUCCCAUGGUUGUCACUGUCGUCACAGAAAACGGUCCCAUGGUUGUCACUGUCGUCACAGAAAACGGUCCCGUGGUUGUCUCUGUCAUCACAGAAAACGGUCCCAUGGUUGUCACUGUCGUCACAGAAAACGGUCCCAUGGUUGUCACUGUCGUCACAGAAAACGGUCCCGAGGUUGUCUCUGUCAUCACAGAAAACGGUCCCAUGGUUGUCACUGUCGUCACAGAAAACGGUCCCAUGGUUGUCACUGUCGUCACAGAAAACGGUCCCAUGGUUGUCACUGUCGUCACAGAAAACGGUCCCGAGGUUGUCUCUGUCAUCACAGAAAACGGUCCCAUGGUUGUCACUGUCGUCACAGAAAACGGUCCCAUGGUUGUCACUGUCGUCACAGAAAACGGUCCCAUGGUUGUCACUGUCGUCACAGAAAACGGUCCCGUGGUUGUCUCUGUCAUCACAGAAAACGGUCCCAUGGUUGUCACUGUCGUCACAGAAAACGGUCCCAUGGUUGUCACUGUCGUCACAGAAAACGGUCCCAUGGUUGUCUAUGUCACAGAAAACGGUCCCAUGGUUGUCUAUGUUGUCACAGAAAACGGUCCCGUGGUUGUCUCUGUCAUCACAGAAAACGGUCCCAUGGUUGUCACUGUCGUCACAGAAAACGGUCCCAUGGUUGUCACUGUCGUCACAGAAAACGGUCCCGUGGUUGUCUCUGUCAUCACAGAAAACGGUCCCAUGGUUGUCACUGUCGUCACAGAAAACGAAAACGGUCCCAUGGUUGUCACUGUCGUCACAGAAAACGGUCCCGAGGUUGUCUCUGUCAUCACAGAAAACGGUCCCAUGGUUGUCACUGUCGUCACAGAAAACGGUCCCGUGGUUGUCACUGUCGUCACAGAAAACGGUCCCGUGGUUGUCUCUGUCAUCACAGAAAACGGUCCCAUGGUUGUCACUGUCGUCACAGAAAACGGUCCCGUGGUUGUCUCUGUCAUCACAGAAAACGGUCCCAUGGUUGUCACUGUCGUCACAGAAAACGGUCCCGUGGUUGUAACUGUCAUCACAGAAAACGGUCCCAUGGUUGUCACUGUCGUCACAGAAAACGGUCCCAUGGUUGUCACUGUCGUCACAGAAAACGGUCCCGUGGUUGUCUCCAUCAUCACAGAAAACGGUCCCAUGGUUGUCACUGUCGUCACAGAAAACGGUCCCGUGGUUGUCUCUGUCGUCACAGAAAACGGUCCCAUGGUUGUCACUGUCGUCACAGAAAAUGGUCCCGUGGUUGUCUCUGUCAUCACAGAAAACGGUCCCAUGGUUGUCUCCAUCAUCACAGAAAACGGUCCCAUGGUUGUCACUGUCGUCACAGAAAACGGUCCCGUGGUUGUCUCUGUCAUCACAGAAAACGGUCCCAUGGUUGUCACUGUCACAGAAAAUGGUCCCGUGGUUGUCUCUGUCAUCACAGAAAACGGUCCCAUGGUUGUCACUGUCGUCACAGAAAACGGCCCCAUGGUUGUCACUGUCGUCACAGAAAACGGUCCCGUGGUUGUCUCUGUCAUCACAGAAAACGGUGCCAUGGUUGUCACUGUCGUCACAGAAAACGGUUCCAUGGUUGUCACUGUCGUCACAGAAAACGGUGCCAUGGUUGUCACUGUCGUCACAGAAAACGGUCCCGUGGUUGUCACUGUCGUCACAGAAAACGGUCCCGUGGUUGUCUCUGUCAUCACAGAAAACGGUCCCAUGGUUGUCACUGUCGUCACAGAAAACGGUCCCGCGGUUGUCUCUGUCAUCACAGAAAACGGUCCCAUGGUUGUCACUGUCGUCACAGAAAACGGUCCCAUGGUUGUCACUGUCGUCACAGAAAACGGUCCCGUGGUUGUCUCUGUCAUCACAGAAAACGGUCCCAUGGUUGUCACUGUCGUCACAGAAAACGGUCCCAUGGUUGUCACUGUCGUCACAGAAAACGAUCCCAUGGUUGUCACUGUCGUCACAGAAAACGGUCCCAUGGUUGUCACUGUCGUCACAGAAAACGGUCCCAUGGUUGUCACUGUCGUCACAGAAAACGGUCCCAUGGUUGUCACUGUCGUCACAGAAAACGGUCCCAUGGUUGUCACUGUCGUCACAGAAAACGGUCCCAUGGUUGUCUAUGUUGUCACAGAAAACGGUCCCAUGGUUGUCUAUGUUGUCAAAGAAAACGGUCCAAUGGUUGUCACUGUCGUCACAGAAAACGGUCCGACGGUUGUCACUGUCUUCACAGAAAACGGUCCGACGGUUGUCUAUGUCGUCACAGAAAACGGUAUCCUAGACAUGUCCAUUAUCACAGAAAAUGGAACCCUGAUAUAA